AUGGACGCCGGGCUGCUCGUCACUCUGCUCCUCCUCCUCCUCCUCCUGUCCGUCCUGUGGCUCCUGGUCUGGAGAGGUGACCCCAGGAGCAGCCGGCUGCCUCCUGGCCCAGCUCCGUGGCCCAUCCUGGGCAACCUGUGGCAGAAGGAUGUGCUGCCCCUGUACAGGCACUAUGAGAAGCUCAGCAGCACCUACGGCCCCAUCUUCACUGUGUGGCUGGGGCUGAAGCCGGUGGUGGUGCUCUGCGGGUACGAGGUGGUGAAGGACGCCCUGGUGGGACACUCCGAAGAGUUUGGGGGCAGACCCACCAUCCCCCUCCUGAUGCAGCUCUCCAAAAACUACGGAUUUGUCUCUGACAACGAGAAGAAGUGGCGGGAGCUGCGGAGGUUCACACUCAGCACCCUGCGGGACUUUGGCAUGGGGAAGAGCUCCAUGUCCCAGAAGGUGCAGCAGGAGGCUCAGCACCUGGUGGAGCUGCUGGCAAAGCUCAGAGGCAACGCCUUUGAGCCGAUGACCGUGUUCAGACACGCCGUGUCCAACGUGAUCUGCUCCGUGGUGUUUGGGAGCCGCUACAGCUACAGCGACGCAGCGUUCCUGGAGCUGCUCAACGCCGUGGGGAACUACGUCAGCUUCUUCUGUCCCCCGUGGCCAAGGUGUACAACACCUUCCCCAGCAUCAUGGACCGGCUCCCAGGGCCGCACAAGAAGGUUGGCCGACUGCCAGAAGCUGAAGGACCACAUCCAGGAGAAGGUGCAGUUCCACCAGCUGACUCUGGACUCCAGCUGCCCCCGGGACUACAUCGACUGUUUCCUGAUCAGAGCAGAGAAGGAGAAGGGCAGCCCAGAGACCAUGUACAGCCACGAAGACCUGAUCAUGUCAGUGUUCAACCUCUUCGGGGCCGGGACGGUGACAACAAGCAACACCCUGGUGUUCUUCCUGCUGAUGCUGGCAAAGCACCCCCACAUCCAAGCCAAGGUCCAGGAGGAGAUCGACGCCGUGGUGGGCACUGGCCGUGCCCCCAGCAUGGAGGACAAGCUGAGGAUGCCCUACACCAACGCUGUGAUCCACGAGCUGCAGCGCUUCCACAAGACCCGCAUCGAGAACUUCCCGCGCAUGACGACACAGGACGUCCAGUUCAGGGGCUACACCAUCCCCAAGGGCACUCCUGUUAUUCCGGUCCUUUCCUCUGUGCAUUCGGAUCCAACCCAGUGGGAGAACCCCAAAAAAGUGGACCCCACACACUUCCUGGAUGAGAAGGGCGAGUUCAGGAAGCGCGAGGCCUUCAUGGCAUUCUCAGCAGGGAAGCGGAUGUGCCCGGGGGAGGCGCUGGCCCGCAUCGAGCUCUUCCUGUUCCUCACCACGCUGCUGCAGAGCUUCACCUUCCAGCUGGCCACGGAGCACAGGGAGCUGGAUUUGUUCUCCCUGUGGCUCGAGAUCGAGAGGAGGGCGAUCCCGGGCAAGUUCUUCGCUCUCCCACGCCCGGUGUUCUCCUAA
Messenger RNA from Camarhynchus parvulus, 1494 nucleotides. Its product is annotated as cytochrome P450 2C5-like. Gene Ontology annotation, cellular component: cytoplasm; intracellular membrane-bounded organelle. Gene Ontology annotation, molecular function: heme binding; oxidoreductase activity, acting on paired donors, with incorporation or reduction of molecular oxygen, reduced flavin or flavoprotein as one donor, and incorporation of one atom of oxygen; iron ion binding. Gene Ontology annotation, biological process: xenobiotic metabolic process. Lineage: Eukaryota; Metazoa; Chordata; Aves; Passeriformes; Thraupidae. The record is from RefSeq and is a predicted model, not a curated record.